Dentiscutata heterogama is the source of this 220-nucleotide messenger RNA. The record is from the annotation of a GenBank genome assembly. Lineage: Eukaryota; Fungi; Glomeromycota; Glomeromycetes; Diversisporales; Gigasporaceae.
GGAAAAUCAGUUCAACUUUGUUGGUUGAUUGACCCACAAAACAAACGAAUUUAUACAUACAAAAGGGGGCAGCGCCGUCAAGAACACGGAUGGAGAGAUGUCAACGAAGAAAAUAUUUUACCCAAUUUUACGCUAGACAUAGAGAUGGUUAAUGAUGUUAUUUCGCAGACACCCUCAGUAACAUCAGAAAGUGAGAACGAUUUAGAAAUCAACUGUCUGA